AUGUCUAAUCUUGAAAAAGCGACGUUCGCUGCUGGAUGUUUUUGGGGCGUUGAACAUAUUUUUAAGAAACAUUUUGAUAAUAUUAAUACUCGUGUUGGAUAUAUUGGUGGUGCAACUGCAAAUCCAAGAUAUAGAGAAGUAUGUAGUGGAAAUUCAGGACAUGCAGAAGCAUGUCAAAUCGAAUUUGAUCCUACGAAAACAUCAUACGAGACUCUCGUGGAAUUUUUUUAUAAAACUCAUGAUCCAACUACCGCAAAUAGACAAGGUCCUGAUGUUGGAACUCAAUAUCGUAGUGCGAUAUUUUAUCAUUCAUCAGAACAAAAAGAAAUAGCGGAAAAGGUUACUGAACAAAUACAAGAAAAACUUAAUAAUGAAAAAAAUUUGUAUAGUGGAAAUAAAAUUGUUACUGAAAUUGUUGAAGCAGCUGAUUGGUAUGAUGCUGAAGAUUAUCAUCAAAAAUAUUUGGAAAAAAAUCCAUCUGGUUACGAGUGUCCCACUCAUUUCGUUAGAUGGUAA
Messenger RNA from Rhizophagus irregularis DAOM 181602=DAOM 197198, 516 nucleotides. RefSeq lists its product as uncharacterized. The record is from RefSeq and is a predicted model, not a curated record. Gene Ontology annotation, molecular function: peptide-methionine (S)-S-oxide reductase activity. NCBI's taxonomy places the organism in Eukaryota, Fungi, Glomeromycota, Glomeromycetes, Glomerales, Glomeraceae.